Prorocentrum cordatum is the source of this 687-nucleotide messenger RNA. NCBI's taxonomy places the organism in Eukaryota, Dinophyceae, Prorocentrales, Prorocentraceae. The record is from the annotation of a GenBank genome assembly.
AUGGCGAGUUGUAGCGGCUGUCAGGAGGCAUCGCGAGGCCCACGGCCGUCGCACCUCGAGGUCAGCGACCUGCUCGUCGCCCCGCACAGCCCCGGCAUCUCCAGCGAAGUGCGCUGCCUGGCGAGGCUGGCGGCGGCCAGCGGCCUUACCUGCGGAGUCACGCGGGGCAUCCUGCAGGUCUUCUGGCUCGCGGGGGGCAUCGGCGCGCACGUCUCCCUCGCCGGCCCGGUGGCCCUCCUGGGCGAGGAGCGUGAGAGCCCCGGGGCUCUCUUGUCGUCCGGGCCGGCAUCUGAUCGCUGGUCAUGCUUGCUGCAUGCGUGCUGGCGGCAUGGGACUGUACACUUCCGUCUCGCAGUUGCGUUGAUGACCAGGUCGUUCCUCACCCCGAUCGUCUUCUGCGUGGUACUCGUUGCGUGUGCUAGCACUCAUGCAGCCACGGGCGUCAUUCUCGCCCUCCACGACGGCGUCGGGGACCCCCUGCCGCAGAGCGAUAUCAACGAGGAGGAGCUUCAGACAUUCCCCUUUGAGCAGGGCUGCAGCGCUUGCACGGCAACCCGUAAGCCCCACAAGCGGACGGCCUCCGCGAAAACGGGGUCUGUCUGGGGCCAAAGGCCGCUGGGUCAGGCGCCGCCGAACUACGGCGGCGGCUUGCCUGGUGUCGGGCCGGGACUCCAGCGUGUCAGCUGA